Molecule: messenger RNA, 1455 nt
Organism: Adineta steineri
Lineage: Eukaryota; Metazoa; Rotifera; Eurotatoria; Adinetida; Adinetidae
Source: the annotation of a GenBank genome assembly
AUGACUGAAGAAACUAUUGCUAGCCAUAUGGAUGAGGAUUCACUUUUAUUAUUACUUCGAGAUGCUAUUGUACAACAUUCAUCUCCCAAUGAUAUUAAACUCAUUCUCAGUUGUAAAUAUAUAAAUAUUGAUGGAAGUGUUCGACGUGGUCUUCGACCAUUACAUUAUGCUGCAUUUGAAAAUGAUUUUGAAUGUGUUCGAUUACUUAUUGAAGACUAUCAUGCAGAUGUAAAUAUAUUAGACGAAGCUGGAUAUUCACCUUUACAUUUAGCUGCUAAAUAUGGUUUUAUUGAUAUCAUGCAUUUAUUAAUUGAUCAUGGUUCUCUUGUUAAUUUUCGUAUAGCAGCAACAAAUAAUAGUCAAACUCGUUCAAUAGCUGUACCUUAUUAUGAUUUAAUGAUCGAACCAUUGAGUCUUUGUUUGGAAAAUAAUCAUAUUGAAUGUGCACGUUUACUUCUUUGUUCUGGUGCUGAUGUAAAUCAACAAUAUUUUCUUGGUUAUGAAAUUAAUUUAUUACCUUAUGAGAAUUAUAAUGCAUUGGAAUUAAUUCUUAAAUAUGGUGCUAAUCCAAAUGCACUUUCACGUAGUGGUAUUACACCAUUAAUAAAAGCUUGUCGUGAAGGAAAUAUAGGUGCUGUCAUUUUAUUAUGUCGUUAUGGAGCUAAUGUUAAUUAUGUAACAAAAAAAUUUCGACAACGUAAUGCUCUUGUUACAGCUAUUGAAUCAAAACGAAAUGAUAUUGUUGAACAUUUAUUAACUUCCGGUGGUUUUACUAAUAAAAAUCCAGAAUUAUGUAAUUCACCGUUAGAAUUAGCUAUUCGAAAAGAUGCAAUUGAUAUAAUUCAACUUUUAAUUGCAUUUGGUGCUGAUACAAAUGAAGAAACAAAUGAAGAUGUUGAAUGUAUAACACCAUUAAUACUUGCUUGUCAAUGUUCAUAUCUUACAAAUCAAUAUAAUAUUAUUAAAUGUCUUCUUGAAAAUGAUGCUCAACCAAAUCAAUCUGUUUCAAAUAAUCGUCAACAUCAUCAUCAACAUGUUCCAUUUCGGACCCCAUUAGUUGCUUAUAUUAAACAUGCUCAAGAUCGACGACUUGAUAUGCGUAUUAUUCGUUUACUUUUUAGUUAUGGUGCUCGAAUAUCAUUUUCACGAGGACGAGAUAGUGUUCUUCGUUUCUUACGUCGUUUUCAAUCAAAUCCAUAUUUUAUUGAAUUACUAUGUGAUGCAGCUUAUUGUUUUCAUCCCAGUUAUUUAGCUGAAUCUAUGGAACUUGAUGAAAAUGUUAAAAAAGAAAUUUAUCGACGUGCAACAACACCAUGUACAUUAAAAAAUAUUUUACGAAAACAAAUUCGUACACAUUUAUUUAAUUCAUCAAUUAAAAUACGAAUUGAUCGAGCCGUACAAAAACUUGAUGUACCUAAAUUUCUUCAAAGUUAUUUACUCUUCGACAGUGUUUAA